This is a messenger RNA of Trichoderma aggressivum f. europaeum, 2133 nucleotides long. RefSeq lists its product as uncharacterized. The transcript has 2 exons. The coding region runs from base 1 to 2133 and encodes 710 amino acids. The record is from RefSeq and is a predicted model, not a curated record. Lineage: Eukaryota; Fungi; Ascomycota; Sordariomycetes; Hypocreales; Hypocreaceae. Gene Ontology annotation, biological process: post-transcriptional regulation of gene expression. Gene Ontology annotation, molecular function: mRNA 3'-UTR binding. Gene Ontology annotation, cellular component: cytoplasm.
AUGGAGAAGCCUUUUGCGAGAAUGCCAGAGCAGGUUUCCAUCAAUCAACAGAAUCAGACCGGGAAAGCAGUGGAAGACGAAGGUGCCUUCUUGAGAGUCUGUGACCAAACUCCUUCAACCACUUCGCUUCCCAUCACUCCAGUAACCGAAGGGUUCUCUGCUACGGCCCCGACUACGCGCCCAGCUAGCGUCACCCUUGAAGAUCCUCGUCCAGAUGCUGAAGAAGUUUUCCGCUUGAAACUACAGCUGGCACAAGCCAGGAACCACAUCUCCAAGUUGGAUCAAGAGCUUGCUCAGUCGCGGUCUGUCAAGGAAUCUGACGCAGCGGUCUCUCGCACUGAAGCGGCUCCUCGAGAGAAUAUUUGGAGCAGAGGCACCCCAGAUGAUACUCAGUCCGAUACUAGUGAUUCUGCCUCAGCCACCGCACUUAAUCGUGCCCGUGGAAUCUGGGGAUCUACAAAGGCGUCCUUCUCCAACAACAACAACUCUCUUCAUCCACCUGCUCCUGAGCCAUCUCCCGCUCACUGGUUUGGUGGCCGAGGAUUUAACCAAAGUUGCGUGGACCCGAACUCGCCUUACAUUCUUGUUGACAGCCAUCGUCCUGAGCGUCAAGCUCCUGAUCACGACAUCAUGCGGCCUCCAUCGAACCGCCGUGGUGCUCGCUUCGACAACCGAAUGAAUCCGAACCACCAGUUUGGAGCCCCAUAUGUCAAUCUCAGCGGCCCAGCUCAUCAGUUUGACUCGGUCGGAGGCCCAGUGCCUGUCCCAAUUCCAGGUGCUCACGUUAGCGUCGGACCAGCAAUGGCUCCAAUGGGCAUUAACAUGUAUCCCCCAUUUCACCAACAAGCCAUUGGCACUCCUCUUUCUCCCCAUGCCUCAGAGUUCACCUCAAAGGCUGGCUGGAAGAAUGAGGUACCCAGCAGUUCGAUGGAAAUCACCCACUACCAUCCACAUGCUGAUGAAAAACAGGUUGUUCCAUCAGAGGGACCAACUUAUCUCCCACCAACAGAGCCUCUUAAUUACCGCCGCCUUCUCGACCGAAACGUGAAUUGCAAUUGGAAGUACAUUGUUGAUAAGAUUGUUUGCAACAAUGACCAACAAGCUUCCAUCUUUCUGCAACAAAAGCUCAAGGUGGGCACACCAGAGCAGAAGUAUGAGAUUGUCGAAGCGAUUGUGGCGCAGGCAUACCCCUUGAUGGUCAACAGGUUUGGCAACUUCCUUGUUCAACGCUGCUUUGAGCACGGAACUCCGGAGCAGGUCAUUAAGAUUGCCGAAGCCAUUCGUGGAAACACUCUGAACUUGUCCAUGGAUCCCUUUGGGUGCCACGUUGUGCAAAAGGCAUUCGACUCGGUCCCAGAAGAAUACAAGGCAAUCAUGGUUCACGAGCUCCUCCGUCGAAUCCCUGAAACCGUGAUUCACAGGUAUGCCUGUCACGUUUGGCAGAAGCUUUUCGAACUUCGAUGGACCGAAUCUCCACCCCAGAUUAUGAAAUUUGUCAACGAAUCUCUCCGAGGAAUGUGGCACGAGGUUGCCCUUGGAGAGACUGGCAGUCUUGUUGUACAGAACAUUUUUGAGAACUGCCUCGAAGAGGACAAGCGCCCGUGCAUUGAAGAAGUCCUUGCCAAUAUCGACAUUGUGGCUCACGGCCAAUUUGGGAACUGGUGCAUCCAGCACAUAUGCGAACACGGAGCGCCCCCUGACCGCAGCCGGGCCAUCGACCACGUCAUCCGGUAUGCCGCAGAGUAUAGCACUGAUCAAUUCGCCUCCAAGGUUGUGGAGAAGUGCCUCAAGAUUGGAAGUGCCGAGUUUCUCGGUCGAUAUCUUGAUCGAGUUUGCGAGGGGCGCCGCGACCGUACUCGCAUUCCUCUGAUUGACAUUGCCAGCGACCAAUACGGAAAUUACCUUAUUCAGUGGAUUCUUAACAACGCUUCUCCUCAACAUCGUGAGAUGGUUGCUGCCCAUAUCCGAAAGCAUAUGGUCUCUCUCAGGGGGUCUAAAUUUGGAUCUCGUGUCGGAAUGCUAUGCACUAACCACGCGGUCACGACUCGCCCCGGCCCCGGUGUUGGGCCCGGUAUGGGCGGCAGCCGCAUUGGAGGACCGGGACCAGCCAGGUUCGGAACCUCUUACCGCUGA